Messenger RNA from Anarrhichthys ocellatus (wolf-eel), 2761 nucleotides. RefSeq names its product phospholipid scramblase 2-like. The record is from RefSeq and is a predicted model, not a curated record. Gene Ontology annotation, cellular component: plasma membrane. Gene Ontology annotation, biological process: plasma membrane phospholipid scrambling. The transcript is spliced from 8 exons. Bases 406 to 1314 code for a protein of 302 amino acids. Lineage: Eukaryota; Metazoa; Chordata; Actinopteri; Perciformes; Anarhichadidae. Gene Ontology annotation, molecular function: phospholipid scramblase activity.
CUGAUAAACACAACGCGUUCACAUUUCAGGUCAGUGACAGAAGAGGCAGAAGCCUUGUGAAAGAUAGAUACGACAUAGUUUCCCGUUUCCGCACAACUGUAUGCUAAUCCGUGCAGAACACGGAAGCCUCCAUAAAGGUCGUAUAAGGGGGAGGAGGAUAUCGUAAGUAUUUAUGGGAGGGACGAGCGCAGCAACAGGGCAGUGACGAUAAAACAGGUUAGGAAGAAAAAGCGCCUCCUUAAGUCCGUGCGUGGACCAUCUCCCGCCUCCUCAACUUUCAAUUAAUUUGAUUACACUCGUGGGACCUCGAGAAGAAAGCAGCUGCCAGGGAGAGAUCCUGAGAGUGGACUCAAGUGCGACCUCCUUUGACUCUGUCCCCAGAAGAGUUUCAUCCAGCUGCUCGCCAUGUCUGCUCCUGUUUACCCAGGCCACUCCGUAGCCCCUUAUCCAGCUGCUCCGGGCGGGUACGGAGACCCCAGUCAAGCUCCUCCAGUAGGCUUCAACAUGGGCUACAAUGCAGGCCCAGCUCCUGUCAUGUAUCAGCCCGGUGCCGUCGGCCCAGGCCCAGUCCCUGGACCGGAGUAUGGCGCCCCCCAUGGAGGGAUCUCGCCGGCUCCAGCUGCGGUUGCCGUUGGGGUCCCACCGGGGCUCGAGUACCUCACACAGAUCGACCAGAUCCUGAUCCAUCAAAAAGUGGAACUCCUAGAGGCAUUCAUUGGCUUUGAGACCAACAACCAGUACGAGAUAAAGAACAGUCUGGGCCAAAAGAUCUACAAGGCCAAAGAGAAGAACGACUGCUGCACCAGGAACUGCUGUGGCUCGCUGCGCAGCUUCGACAUGAAGAUCAAGGACAACAUGGACAGGGAGGUCAUCCGUCUCAUACGGCCUUUCCGCUGCGUCUCCUGCUGGUGUCCCUGCUGCCUGCAAGAGAUGGAGGUCCAGUCACCGCCGGGCACCACCAUAGGCUACGUGAAACAGGACUGGCACCCUUGCCUGCCGAAGUUUUCCAUCCAGGGACCCAACAAGGAGACCGUGCUGAGACUGGAUGGGCCCUGCUUUGCCUGCAACUGCUGUGGAGACGUCAACUUUGAGCUGAAGGGCAAAGAUGAUGACAAGUCCAUUGGUCGCAUCAGCAAGCAGUGGAGCGGCCUUUUGAAGGAAGUCUUCACAGACACGGACAACUUUGGCAUCCAGUUCCCGCUGGACUUGGAUGUGAAGCUGAAAGCUGUGCUCAUGGGAGCCUGCUUCCUCAUAGAUUUCAUGUUCUUCGAGAAGGUUGGGGAGGCCAACCAGCGCAGCACGGUGUUUUCAUAACGGAAGAGAAAGCAACCGCAUGAGAGCAAGUGCCAGUUAUGCAAUCUCUGUUUGUGUACUUUUUUUUUUUUUUUUUUUUUUUUUCCAAUCCUUCCGUCACCAGAUUCCAGCCAAAAUGGUGAUUUGCACCAGGAUCAUUUUAUACACACCGACCAAAUUGAGCUCAUGAACUCUUGAUUCCAGAUGCCUGCCAUGGAUUGUUUUUUACACUCAGUGACUGAUACCGGCUGCCACGUUGCCAAUGUUCCUUACAUUCCAUACAGUCUGUAGUUUUAUCUACUCGAUGUGGGUGAACGUUACCGCCAUCUGACAUCUAGUCUAGUGCUAAUUAAUAUUAAUGUUGUUUGAGUGCUAACACAGUUUUGCAUGCAAACAAGCUAAACUAACAUUGUUUGCAUGUUAACCUACCUGCUGGACAUCUGCUUGUUAGCAUUUAGCUCAAAGCACUAAAAACCGCCUCGCAGAGCUGCUAGUGUGGCUGUAGACUUUUAAUCUCAUGCAUUAACAAAAGCUUUAUAUACAACUUUUUUACAUAAAUCAGCCAUUGUAAACAGGCUGCCAUUAUUUAGGGCUUAUAGGGAAGUGGUGGUUGUGUUAGCGAGAGGGGGAACGUCUUUUAGUCGACGAUAUUUACCAAAGUGCUCUUUCUCUACCACUCAGCGACCUCUCUAUUCCUCGAAACCGUCUGUCUUAAAAGUUUUGUGAUAAUACCUUAAUGAGAAUUUAAUGAUAUAACAUGAUCUAACAAUGCUGUAGCACAGGCUACAGUGUAAAUGCUCUCAUGCUCCCUCUGUGGUUUAGUGGUUACCAUUGAGAGGGGGCGUGCCUGCCAAACCUCGCCAUCCAGUUGCUCGAGAUACCACUGCCUUUAACAUGUGCCACUGUCAUGAUAAAGGAGAGAGAUCGUGUAAUCUGUGAAGAACAUAAAAAAGCAGAAGUUUAGGUUAGUCAAGUGAGAAAUAUAAGAAAACACAUUGACUGUCAUUUUGUGUAGCAGGAAGAGACCUGAAUGUGAACUUGUGAAAUAUGGUCUGAUCGCUGUGCUUCAGAAUGGAUUAAAAGAAAAAUGUCAGGUUUAUGUUUGCAAAUGCUCCGAAUUGCUCUUGAAUGCAGCUCUCUGCUCUGCAUUUGUUCAGCAUCGUUCUCGUGAGACAUGGGUGUGCCUCUUGUGAGGCUUCGUUGCCACUAGUGCUCUCGAAUGCAGAUCACAGCUCUGUCAGUAACUGAAUGUGUCUUAUAUAGUGUAAAUACUACCAUCAGCUUCUGUGUAGUCUGACCUCAGGUUAAGAAAGCAUGGCCAAAGGUUGUACAGUACAUUUAUUGGAAUUAUUUGUUCAUUGUGUCAGUUUGAUGAUCAUUGAAAGCACUUUUGUUUUUCUUUUUUUUGUCUGUCAGAAUAAAAAAAAUACCCUGUACUUCACAAAUAAAACGAAUGCUAUACGUUUCU